AUGUCUGUACCAAAAGCGGUAACCCCCCCGGGCUACACUCGGGCUUACCAUGCGGCGCUGCAUAGGGAUUCCCUGCAGCACUUACCUUGUCCUUCGCUCCCGCGAUGUGUCCCCUGCAGCGUCCCCAGCCAUCUCCUCCAGCUGAUGCCGGCAUUCGGCUCCUGUGUUCCAGUCCCUGUGACGUCGGGUCGUACGGCCGCCGGCGGCGGCGGCGGGAAAUUUGAAAAUUUAAAAAUUUUAAAAAAAUUUCAUUUUUUUUCAAAACAAUUUUACAUAUGCUUUGUCCGGCGCCCUGCCUGCAUUUUUACCGUUCUUUCA
Messenger RNA from Staurois parvus, 318 nucleotides. Lineage: Eukaryota; Metazoa; Chordata; Amphibia; Anura; Ranidae. The record is from the annotation of a GenBank genome assembly.